CCUAACAAACAGGAUUCAUCUGAACAUCACUAUGAAGCUGAUCUUUUUUCUGACUGUCAUCUGGGCUCUCUACAGCAAAGCUGGGGCUCUGCAGUGCAUCACCUGCACGAAUCAGGCAUGUUCAACCACAGCACCACUAACAUGUGGCUCAGAGACGAUGUGCAUAACAGCUACCAUUAAAGGAACUCAGUCUGGAGUUACAGGAACACAAAUCUACAAAGCCUGCGCACGAUCCUCUCUGUGUCCAAGCACAGGCACUCAGACAUUUUCAGUCAACUUGGGUUACCAAAGUGCAGUUGCAUCUGCAGUGUGCUGCAACACUGACAACUGCAAUUCACAAACUCUUCCUUCGCCACCUACACCGCUACUCAACGCCCUUCAGUGUGUCGUUUGUGACCCCACCACAUCUCAGUGCACCACUCCCAUCCCAUGUUCAGGAGAUGAGAGCAACUGUGUGACAGCAACUUUAAACGAUGGAACAAACACAAUUCCAGCGCUGGGAUGUAUUAGUCCAAACACUUGUGCAGCUGCUUCAAGUCUGGGUAGUUUGCCAUUCAUGGAGAAUGUUGGUUCGAUAACUAGUGGACCAACCUGCUGUUCAACAAGUUUGUGCAAUGAUCCAAGAACAACAACUACAACUGCUACCCCAACAACUACAACAGUGACACUAACUACCACAACCAUGGCACCAACAACUACAACAGUGGAUCCAACAUCCACAACUGUUGCACCAACAACAACAUUGGCACCAACUACAACUAUGGCAACAACCACCCCAACUGUUGCACCAACCAGCACAACAUUGGCACCAACAACCACAACAGCUGCACCAGCAACCACAACAGUGGCACUAACAGCUACAACUGCUGUACCAACAACUACAACAGUGACACCAACUACCAUAACUUUUGCACCAACCACCACAACUCCAGCAACAACUACUGCUGCACCAAAAACAACAACUGCACCAACCACCACAACUGCUGCACUAACAACCACUACAGCUGCACCAACAACUACAACAGUGGUAACAACCACCACAACUGCUGAACCUACAACCACCACUGUUGCACCAACACCAACUACAGCUAUGACACCCACCACCACAACUGUUGCACAAACUACCACAACGGCAAUACCAAUGACUACAACAGUGGCACCAACUACCACAACUUUGGAACCAACCACCACAACUGCAGCAACAACAACAACAAGUGCUGCACCAACAUCCACAACAGCUGCACCAGCAACCACAACAGUGGCACUAACAACUGCAACUGCUGUACCAACAACUACAACAGUGACACUAACUACCACAACUUUUGCACCAACAACUACAACAAUGGCAAAAACCACCACAACUCCUGCAUCAACCUCUACAUCUGCUGCCCCAACAACUACAACAACUACAACAGUGGCAAAAACCACCACAACUCCUGCAUCAACCUCUACAUUUGCUGCCCCAACAACUACAACAUUGACACAAACUACAACUGUGACAGCAACCACCACAUCUGCUGAACCAACAACCACAACGGCUGUGCCAACAUCAACACCAACUACAACUGUGACACCAACCACCACAUCUGCUGCACCAACAACCACGACUGCUGUGCCAACAUCAACACCAACCACAACUGUGACACCAACCACCACAACUGUUGCACCAACCAGCACAACAUUGGCACCAACUACCACAACUGUUGCACCAACCACCACAACCAUCAAACCAACAACUACAACAUUGGCACCAACUACCACAACUGUUGCACCAACCACCACAACUGCAGCACCAAUCACAACUGCUGCACCAACAAUGGCACAAACUACUGCAACUGUUGAACCAUCUACCACAAUGGCUGCACCAACCCCCACAUCUGCUGCACCAACAACCACGACUGCUGUGCCAACAUCAACACCAACCACAACUGUGACACCAACCACCACAACUGUUGCACCAACCAGCACAACAUUGGCACCAACUACCACAACUGUUGCACCAACCACCACAACCAUCAAACCAACAACUACAACAUUGGCACCAACUACCACAACUGGUGCACCAGCAACCACAACUGCAUCACCAACAACAACAACAUUGACAUCAACUACAACUGUGACACCAACCAGCACAACUGCUGCACCAACAACCACAACUGCUGCACCAACAACCACAACAGUGGCACUAACAACUAAAACAGUAGCACCAACAACUACAAAAGAGGCAACAACCACCACAACUGCUCUGCCAACCUCUACAUCUGCUGUCCCAACCACCACAACAUUGGCACCAACUACCACAACUGUUGAACCAACCACCACUACUGCAAUACCAACAACUACAACCGUGGCACCAACUACCACAACAAUCACACCGACAACUACAACAGCAGCAACAAGCACCAUGACUGCUGUAACAAAAACUACAACAGUGACACCAGCAACCACAACUUUUGAACUAAUCACCACAACUGCAGCACCAACCACCACAACUGCUGCACCAACCUCUACAUCUGCCGCCCCAAACACUAUAACUGUGGCAACAACUACCACAAAUGUGGCGCCAGCAACCAAUACGGCUGCACCAACAACAAAAACAUUGACACCAACCACAACUGUUACACCAACCACCACAAGUGCUGCACCAACCACAACUAUAAUGGCAACAAUUACGACAACUGUUCCAUCCACUACAUCUUCUACCCCAACAACCAAAACAGUGGCACCAACAACCACAACUGCUGAACCAACAACAACAUUGGCACCAACUACAACUGUAGCUCCAACCACAACAACUGCUGCACCAACCACUACAGCUGGUGCCCCAAAAACUACAAUAGUUUCACCCAAAACCACAACAGCUGCACUAACAACCACAGCGGCUACAAGGACAACAACAACUGCUGCACCAACCACCACAACACUGGCACCAAUUCCGACAACUGUUGCACCAACCACCACAACGGCUGCACCAACCACUACAUCUUCUGCCCCAACAACUACAACAGUGUCACCAACAACCACAACUGCUGCAUCAACAACAACAUUGGCACCAACUACAACUGUGGCUCCAACCACCACAACUGCUGCACCAACCACUACAACUGCCCCCCCAACAACUACAACAGUCGCACCAACAACCACAACUGCCGCACCAAUUGCCACAACUUCUGCACCAACCACUACAACAUUGGCACCAAUUACGACACCAGCUACACCAACAACCACAAAGGCUGCAAUAACAAGAACAACUACUGCACCAACAACUACAACAUUGGCACCAAAAACCACAACUGCUGCACCAACCACCAAAACUGAUGCGCUAACCACAUCUGCUGCUCCACCUUCCCCAACUGUGGCGCCAACUGCAACAGCGGCAUCAACAACCACAAUGGCUGUACCAGCAACUGCAACAGUAGUGCUAACUACAACAACAGUGGCACCAGCAACCACUGCAACAGUAGCACCAGCAACUACAACAGGGACACCAGCAGCCACAUCUACAUCAUCCAUGGCAUCCCAGUCAGCCACCACCAGUAGUGCUUCCAGCGUCUCCAUGGGAACACUUCAUCUCUUACUUUUAUUAACUGUGGUCUUUCUGUAAAAAUCUUUACAAAAUUAAAAGCAUUGCAUAAAUUGUAAUUAAGAAACGAUUAGUCACAAAUGUAACAGAAGUAUGUUUUCGACCUAUUAUGUGUUCCUUUGAUUGAUUUUAUUUAGUGAAAUGGCGUGCUCAAAGAUCAUCCUGCACAUUUUGAGUAUUUUUGGCUUAACCUACUUCUUUGAAGCAGGAUUCUCCACCAUGACAAUAAUCAAAAAAAAUAUUGAUCCAGGCCCACCAAUGAGCACCUUGG
Cyprinodon tularosa is the source of this 3854-nucleotide messenger RNA. RefSeq names its product mucin-2-like. Lineage: Eukaryota; Metazoa; Chordata; Actinopteri; Cyprinodontiformes; Cyprinodontidae. The record is from RefSeq and is a predicted model, not a curated record. The transcript is spliced from 6 exons. The coding region runs from base 32 to 3604 and encodes 1190 amino acids.